AAAUCACGAGGAAAUAAUACACUUCCGUAUUUUGAAGCUGACCAAAAAUCAGAAGAAGCUUUACACACAAACAACGGGACACAAGAUGGAUAGGUUGUGUGGUCUUCUUUUGGUGUCCUUAUCUGCAGUAUCGGCACAAUUUGUGCCACCGUAUACCGAAGAAUGCCAGACGGGCAUGUACCCUCCCAAAGGUCCAACAUUCAAAGGGCCUGUCACCUGGUACACAAUAGACCUGGAUUUGCCCCCCAGCGAAAGAUGGAAGCUAAUCAUCACUGACAAGAAAGCUGAGUUGGUCAACAUGAUCCAGGCUAUCAAGGAUUUGGCCAACGCAUUUGUUCCUAGUGGGAAACUGAUAGAUUUGGUCGACAAGGACUUGCCUUUGAUAGUGAAUACCCUACCCUACCCAUUCAAUGAGGAAAUAAAAGGAGUUGCGACUGCCUCGGGUGUUCCCCUUGGCGAGGUUGUCCUCUACAACAUCUUCUAUGAGAUCUUUACGGUGUGCACUUCUCUAGUGGCAGAGGACUCAAAUGGUAACCUUAUCCAUGGGCGGAAUAUGGACUUUGGACUAUUCAUGGGUUGGGACAUGAAGAACAGGUCCUGGUUGAUAACAGAGAAACUCAAACCUCUGGUGGUCAACAUUGACUUCCAGAGAGGCAACAAGACAGUCUUCAAGUCCACUAACUUCGCCGGCUACGUGGGCAUGUUGACUGGUAUCAAACCGCAUGCUUUCACUCUGACCAUGAAUGAACGCUUCAGCCUUGAUGGAGGAUACAUCGGGAUCGUGGAGUGGAUCCUGGGGAAUAGAGAUGGGAUGUGGAUGAGCUUCCUCACUCGCUCUGUCUUAGAGAAUGCUACCAGCUACGAGGAGGCAAAGAACCUCCUGGCCCAGACCAAGCUGCUGGCCCCGGCCUACUUCAUCCUGGGAGGGAACCAGACGGGCCAGGGCUGUGUCAUCACCCGCUCCAGAGUCCUCAGCCUCGACAUCUGGGAGAUUGAGCUGAAGCUGGACCGCUGGUACGUUCUGGAAACCAACUACGAUCACUGGAAGGAGCCUCUGUUCUUGGACAACCGCAGGACUCCAGCCAUGAAGUGUAUGAACCAGACCACACAGGCAAACAUCUCACUGAAGACCGUGUACGAUGUGCUGUCGACAAAACCAGUCUUGAACAAGUUGACCACAUACACCACGUUGAUGGACGUGAACAAGGGCAAACUGGAAUCCUACAUCCGUGACUGCCCCAACCCCUGUAUGCCCUGGUGAAGCCUCCAAAUGGGUUUCUAACAGAACGGUGGUGGCGAGAUGGGCUUAACUGAUUCAGAAACAACUGGAGAAUCCUGUUAUACAUAUUUCAAGUCUUUGCGCUGUAACUAAAGGCUCCAAUCGAAAUAUUGCCUCAACAUUGCUUAACCCUUAACACUCAUACAUGGGUUGAAAAUGGCAGAUUUGGGCACUGUUAAGCACCAAAAUUGGAACAGUGGGCUGAACAUGUCAGAGAUCACGUUCUCUGAACUUGAGCAUUACGCAACAAAGUUGCCUUCCCAGUAAUUGGGCAACUUUGUCUGAGUGAGAAAUGCUGUAAAUUAAGAGGACUAUGUAUUUUUAAAGAUGACAGGGGAUUAUAAUUAAUACCACUUUGAUGUCAUACAAGCAACCCAAACACCUGGGAGUCCAAAUGUGCACUGUACAUUUCCAAAUCAUAAAACUCAUGUUUAUGAUCACGGUUUGAUGUACAGUUAAGAUGUCAUACCCUUGGUUUUUCUGAAAAAAAAUUGAGCCCAUUUGAAUUUGUUUUGCUGCUGAAUCCUUUCUAUGCGCAGCAAAAUUACAAUGUCUGAAUUGCCUUGUGAAAGUGUAACAUGUCUUGUUGCACCUACCCCACACUUCCCAAUAGUCUUGUUACUGGAUGUAUCUGGAGUUUAUUUUUAUUACCAGAAUCUACACAAAGCUCAAAUGCAAAUCAUGUGUAAAAUUUGCAUUCAGUUGAACUUGUGUACUCCCUUUGGUCUAAUAAUUUCCACACAGUUCCCUUUCAAUUACCAUGUUCAUGCAUGUGAAACAUUUCAAUAGGCCAAUUCUCACAAGUGUAAAGGGUUAAAUGGCAACUCAAUAUUUUGAAAACAUUUUGCCAUACAUGUUCAUUUGGAACAAAGUGUGAAUUAGCCUGUAAUUUAUAUUAACGAUAGAGCCUUUCUACCGCUGGUAGGGGAUGAUUGGUGAGGAAACGCCUCCAUUUACCAAAUCUAUUUACACAGUAGAGGACAGAUUUUUACACAAUUGAGAAAGUGCCCAGGACACAUGUCAGCACCAGGUAUAAACUGGGCUCAUGAAAGCAUUGAUCAAUCAGUUUACAUCUUUUGCAUUCAAGUAAUCUGAUUUUAGGUCUUAUGUCUACAGCCUUCCAGUAAACUACACUUGUUAAACACAAAGACAAGC
Molecule: messenger RNA, 2434 nt
Organism: Oncorhynchus tshawytscha (Chinook salmon)
Lineage: Eukaryota; Metazoa; Chordata; Actinopteri; Salmoniformes; Salmonidae
Product: acid ceramidase
Exons: 14
Coding region: 86-1261 (391 amino acids)
Biological process (GO): fatty acid metabolic process
Cellular component (GO): lysosome
Molecular function (GO): fatty acid amide hydrolase activity; N-acylsphingosine amidohydrolase activity
Source: RefSeq, a predicted model, not a curated record